This is a messenger RNA of Suncus etruscus (white-toothed pygmy shrew), 3946 nucleotides long. RefSeq names its product SOGA family member 3 (gene MTCL3). The record is from RefSeq and is a predicted model, not a curated record. Gene Ontology annotation, biological process: regulation of autophagy. Lineage: Eukaryota; Metazoa; Chordata; Mammalia; Eulipotyphla; Soricidae. The coding region runs from base 885 to 3785 and encodes 966 amino acids. The transcript has 7 exons.
GCAGCCGCCAGGCAGCGCCUUGCUGCUGCUGCAUCAAGAGAUGCCAGUCAAUCCGGGAAAGGAGCCUUUGGAGUCCGCUUGCUUGCCUGCUACAAUAAAGAAGCUUAUUUAUUGAAGAUAGAACGGGUCACAGACAAAGCUUUGCAGAAAACCCAACCAAACCAAACAAACGACGCAUCGGAUUUCUAGCGACUUUGAAAUCUUCUGCCUAGGACCGGAGAUGGGAGAGCCCAAAGGACUUUGAGCGCUGCUCCAGAUCUUCCAUUUCGGGCGUGGCUCUAACCUUUUCUGUUUGUUUGCUUGUUUGUCUGUUUUCUUGGGCAGCCCCCCCCCCGCUUUCUUCUCUUUCCUUUUCAAAGUAGCCUUUCAUUUGGUCACUUUACCCUGUCCACCCUUGCAUCCCCACCCUCUCCUCUGCCCAGGCCGGUGAGGUCAGCUCAUGAAUAUCAGUGCACUUCCCGAGGAGCGUCUGGCACUGCUUGGUACCUCCUUUCUUCAUCAGCCCAAGCGCAGCUUCAAGCCUAGUCACCGACUACUGAGAAGUCACCUGCUCCCUAGAAGUCCAGUCUGCCCCUUAACGCCAUUGUUUGGAGACGACCAGUGGGUGAACAACUUUGACAAAGUCUAGUCACUAAGCCAGAAAGUCUCAUCGUACCACCAAGUUAGAACUUUCCUCGGUUCAGAAAGACUACUAUCAUAAACCCGGAGAAGCCCAAAAGAUCAAGAGGAUUGAUUUCCAUCACUUCAAAAACUACGCCUCGGCUGAGAACUCACCAAAGAAGCGCGGGAUAGCAUGCAGAAGGGAAGAAAGAGAAUGAGGAUCUGAGGUGGGUCCCUCCUUUUAAAGCGCAUCCGGGGGAACCCCACCUAGACCGUCUAGCGCGAUGAGUCAGCCACCGGCUGGGGGCGCUGCCCCGACUGCAGCCACCACCGUGGCUCCGGAGGCGCGAUCACACCCGGAGGGCAGCAGCAGAAAGCAGCCGCGUGCUCAGUCGCCCGCUCGACCCAGGGACAAUUCGCUUCGUCAGGGCACGGCGGCCGCGCGUUCCCCGUUAGGCACCAGCACGAAGCUGAAUUCUGCUCGGCAGCAGCAGCUUCAGCAGCAGCCGGGCAACAAAUCCGGGAGCCGCGCGACCCCCGGGGCCAGCGCUCGCGGUGGCGGGGCCGAGAAGGCGUCGCCGGCCGCGCCUAAAGGGGCCGCGUCGGGCGCUGUCCACGCCGCAGGUGGUGCUGAAACUGCCCCCACGGCCACCCAGGUUCCAGGGGGCGGCCGGAACCCCGGUGCCGCCCAGGAGCAGCCCCGAGAGCUCGAGCCCGCGUCCUCCUCGAAACUCGGGGAUCCCCCUCCGCUCGGGGAAGGAGGAGGAGGGGUGGGAGAAGAGGGAGGAGCCAGCAGCGGCUCCGGGGAAAAGGAGGGGGGCGCUCCGCAGCCUCAGCAGCAUCAGCAUCAGCCGCCGCCGCCCAGGGGCUGGCGAGGGAAAGGCGGCCGCGCGCAGCCCAGGAGCGGCGGCGCAGGGGAAGGGGCUGCCCCGGUGCCAUCCUCGGCCGCGGCGGCCAAGAUCCCCCCAAGCUCCGCCAGCAGAAAUUCCGGCAGCGGUGUGGUGGGGGGCGGCAGCUACUGGAAAGAAGGAUGUCUGCAGUCUGAGCUCAUCCAGUUUCAUCUCAAGAAAGAGCGGGCGGCGGCGGCGGCGGCCGCGGCACAGAUGCACACGAAGAACGGUGGUGGUGGCGGCGGCGGCGGCGGCAGCAGCCCCCGCAGCUCCCCGAUCGCAGGUGCCCCGGCCAUCUGCGAACCCCUGGCCAUCCCUUCUUCUGCCCCUCCAAUGGCGGCGGCGGCGGCCGAGGGCCCCCAGCAGGGUGCAGAGGGCAGCGCGAGCGGAGGGGGAAUGCAAGCAGCGGGUCCCCCGGCGGCGCGGCCCACCCCGCAGCAGCAGCUCCAAGAGCAAGAAGAAAUGCAAGAGGAGAUGGAGAAGCUGAGAGAGGAAAACGAGACACUCAAGAACGAGAUCGAUGAGUUGAGGACCGAGAUGGAUGAAAUGCGGGAUACUUUCUUCGAGGAGGAUGCCUGUCAACUGCAGGAAAUGCGCCACGAAUUGGAGAGAGCCAACAAAAACUGCCGGAUUCUGCAGUACCGCCUCCGCAAAGCCGAACGCAAAAGGCUCCGUUACGCACAGACAGGGGAAAUCGACGGAGAGCUAUUGCGCAGCCUGGAGCAGGACCUCAAGGUUGCCAAGGAUGUAUCUGUGAGACUUCACCAUGAACUGGAAAAUGUGGAAGAAAAGAGAACAACAACAGAAGAUGAAAAUGAGAAAUUGAGGCAGCAGCUUAUAGAGGUUGAAAUUGCAAAGCAAGCUUUACAGAACGAGCUGGAAAAAAUGAAGGAGCUCUCCCUGAAAAGAAGAGGAAGCAAAGAUUUACCAAAAACAGAAAAAAAGGCCCAACAGACUCCCACAGAGGAGGACAACGAAGAUUUGAAAUGCCAGCUGCAGUUUGUGAAAGAGGAAGCCGCUCUGAUGAGAAAGAAAAUGGCCAAGAUCGACAAAGAAAAGGACCGAUUCGAGCACGAGCUCCAGAAAUACAGAUCUUUUUACGGGGAUCUGGACAGCCCUUUGCCCAAAGGAGAGGCCGGGGGUCCCCCCAGCACCCGGGAGGCCGAGCUCAAGCUAAGACUGAGGCUGGUGGAGGAAGAGGCCAACAUCCUGGGCAGGAAAAUCGUCGAACUGGAGGUAGAAAACCGAGGUCUGAAGGCAGAGCUGGAUGACCUGAGAGGCGACGACUUCAACGGCUCGGCCAACCCGCUCAUUCGCGAGCAGAGCGAGUCGCUGUCGGAGCUGCGGCAGCACCUGCAGCUGGUGGAAGACGAGACGGAGCUGCUGCGGCGCAACGUGGCCGACCUGGAGGAGCAGAACCAGCGCAUCACGGCCGAGCUCAACAAGUACAAGUACAAGUCGGGCAGCAGCAGCAGCAGCCACGACAGCUCGCGGCAUCACGACCACGCCAAGACCGAAGCCCUGCAGGAGGAGCUCAAGGCCGCGCGGCUGCAGAUCAACGAGCUGAGCGGCAAGGUGAUGCAGCUGCAGUACGAGAACCGCGUGCUCAUGUCCAACAUGCAGCGCUACGACCUGGCCUCGCACCUGGGCAUCCGCGGCAGCCCCCGCGACAGCGACGCCGAGAGCGACGCGGGCAAGAAGGAGAGCGACGACGACGCGCGGCCGCCGCACCGCAAGCGCGAGGGGCCCAUCGGCGGCGAGAGCGACUCGGAGGAGGUGCGCAACAUCCGCUGCCUCACGCCCACGCGCGCCUUCUACCCCGCGCCGCCGCCGCCCCCGCCGCCCGCCGCCUGGCCCAAGAGCUUCUCGGACCGGCAGCAGAUGAAGGACAUCCGCUCCGAGGCCGAGCGCCUGGGCAAGACCAUCGACCGGCUCAUCGCCGACACCAGCACCAUCAUCACCGAGGCGCGCAUCUACGUGGCCAACGGGGACCUGUUCGGACUCCUGGACGAGGACGACGACGGCGGCAGCCGCAUCCGCGAGCACGAGCUCCUCUACCGCAUCAACGCGCAGAUGAAGGCCUUCCGCAAGGAGCUGCAGACUUUCAUCGACCGCCUCGAGGUGCCCAAGUCCGCCGAGGACCGCGGGGCCGCCGCCGCCGAGGAACCCAUAUCCGUGAGUCAGAUGUUCCAGCCUAUCAUUUUACUUAUUCUCAUUCUUGUAUUAUUUUCAUCACUUUCCUACACAACAAUAUUUAAACUUGUCUUCCUUUUUACUCUGUUUUUUGUACUGUAAAUCUUUCAUCAUUUACCAUUCAUUGUAGCAUUUUCAGUUUGUUUAUUUUGUUCACCCAUCAAGACAAGAAGUAAACGAAGUAUAAUUUCUGUAGUAACCAAUGCUAUAAAAACACUGAAGACUGAUUAUUUCUUUAAAAAGAUACAUCUUGCCACUACUAA